Messenger RNA from Trichechus manatus latirostris (Florida manatee), 1347 nucleotides. It is a transcript of the gene ANKRD1, whose product is annotated as ankyrin repeat domain 1. The transcript has 9 exons. The record is from RefSeq and is a predicted model, not a curated record. Gene Ontology annotation, molecular function: ubiquitin-protein transferase activity; protein binding. Gene Ontology annotation, cellular component: BRCA1-BARD1 complex; BRCA1-A complex. The coding region runs from base 56 to 1015 and encodes 319 amino acids. Gene Ontology annotation, biological process: protein K6-linked ubiquitination. Lineage: Eukaryota; Metazoa; Chordata; Mammalia; Sirenia; Trichechidae.
GACUCCAGGGGUUCAUUCCAUAGAAGCGAAACAUACAGACCUACUUCGGGCAAAAAUGAUGGUACUGAAAGUAGAGGAGCUGGUCAUGGGGAAAAAGAAUGGCAACGGAGAGACAGGGGAGUUCCUGCCUGAGGAUUUCAGAGAUGGAGAGUACGAAGCUGCUGUUACUUUAGAGAAGCAAGAUGACCGGAAAACACUUCCUGGUCACCAUGAGAGCCUGAGGGAGCAACAGUGGAAAAGUGAGAAAGAGAGAGAGGCAGAGCUCAAGAAGAAGAAACUAGAACAGAGAUCAAAGCUUGAAAAUUUAGAAGACCUUGAAACAAUCAUUCAGCUCAAGAAAAGAAAAAAAUACAGGAAAACAAAAGUUCCAGUGGUGAAGGAAUCUGAACCUGAAAUCAUUACAGAACCUGUGGAUGUGCCUAGGUUUCUGAAGGCUGCGCUGGAGAACAAACUGCCAGUAAUAGAAAAAUUCUUGUCAGACAAGAACAAUCCAGAUGUCUGUGAUGAGUAUAAACGGACAGCUCUUCAUAGAGCCUGUUUGGAAGGACAUUUGGCAAUUGUGGAGAAGUUAAUGGAGGCUGGAGCCCAGAUCGAAUUCCGUGAUAUGCUCGAAUCCACAGCCAUCCACUGGGCAAGCCGUGGAGGAAACCUGUAUGUCUUAAAGUUGCUGCUGAACAAAGGAGCAAAAAUCAACGCCCGAGAUAAGUUGCUCAGCACACCGCUGCAUGUGGCCGUGAGGACCGGCCACUGUGAGUGCGCAGAGCAUCUCAUCGCCUGUGAGGCUGACCUCGACGCCAAAGACCGAGAAGGAGAUACCCCUCUGCAUGACGCCGUGAGACUGAAUCGGUAUAAAAUGAUCAGACUCCUGAUUCUGUAUGGCGCGGACCUCAACAUCAAGAACUGUGCUGGGAAGACCCCGAUGGAUCUGGUGCUGCACUGGCAGAAUGGAACCAAAGCAAUAUUCGACAGCCUCAAAGAAAACUCCUACAAAACCUCACGCAUAGCUACAUUCUAAGGGAAAUAACAACGGACUCUUUCACCAACUGCUUUACACCGGCAUUUUGAAGGCACGACCCAAGAGAAGAGCAACUACCUGUAAAACCUAGCUUUGGUUUAUCAAACUGUGGUAAAGCUGUACCUAACAAAGUUUCGAGAAAGCACAGGGAUAUAGGCAUUACAUUUCCAUUAGUUUAGUGAAAUUCACCCUAUUUAUUUUUAUUUAUUCCAGGUUAUUUAUUUACUUGGAUGCCACUGAUAUUUCGAGCCUUCCUGAUAAUCAUUUGGUGAUCAAAGCUUAAAUUUGUGUAUACAUUUCCAGAGCCUUCCCAGAAACGGUUCUUAAACCAG